AUGGAAUAUCUCUUAAAAGUUUUAUGCAUUUUUUCUCUACUCUAUUCCAUUUUAAGACUUUCCAAGUUGGUUCUUAAACGUAGAAACCAAUCAUGUUACAUGUUAGCCUAUGAGUGUUUCAAACCAAAAGAAGAAACAAAACUCAACACAAAUGCAUGUGCAAAAAUAGUCCUAAGAAACAAAAACCUUGGUCUAGAUGAAUUUAGAUUUCACUUAAAAACCAUUGUUAGUUCAGGAAUAGGUGAAAACACUUACUGUCCAAAGAACGUUCUAGAAGGAAGAGAUGCAUGUGCAACUCUCAAAGACAUAUAUGAAGAAAUAGAUAAAUCAUCAAGAAUAAUAAACAGAUACAAAAUGAGAGAAGAUGUAAAAGUCUUCAAUCUUGCAGGAAUGGGGUGUAGUGCAAGUGUUGUAGCUAUUGAUCUUGUGCAACAGCUUUUCAAAACACAUGAAAACUCCUUAGGAAUUGUUGUUAGCACAGAAGAGCUUGGUUCUCAUUGGUACUGUGGAAAAGACAAAAGAAUGAUGUUACCUAACUGUAUUUUUCGUUCAGGUGGUUGCUCAAUGCUGUUCACAAACAAAAUGGAGUUGAGAAACAAAGCUAUCUUGAAACUGAAACACAUGCAGAGAACACAGUUUGGUGCUGAUGGUGAAGCUUAUAAUUGUUGCAUACAAGUGGAAGAUAAAGAAGGUUUUGCAGGUUUUCGGCUAACCAAAAGGCUUGUGAAAAUUGCUGCACAAGCUUUGACAGUAAAUUUGCAUAGCAUGGCUCCAAAGAUUCUACCACUUUGGGAACUGGUAAGGUUUUUCAGAUUUUCAGUAUUUUUUAGCCACGGUGGUGAAAUGGUUAAAAAGCCGAUAUUUAAUGUGUUAGGAGGUGGAAUAAAUUUAAAAACUGGGAUAGAACAUUUUUGUGUUCAUCCUGGUGGUAAAGCAGUGCUUGAUGAAGUUGGUAAGGGUUUAAGAUUGAAUGAAUAUGAUCUUGAACCAGCUAAAAUGGCAUUUCAUCGUUGGGGUAAUACUUCUGCUGGUGGAUUAUGGUAUGUUUUAGGGUAUAUGGAAGCAAAAAAGAGACUCAAAAAAGGUGAUAGAGUUUUGAUGAUUAGUCUUGGAGCUGGUUUUAAGUGUAACACAUGUGUUUGGGAAGUGAUGAGAGAUUUAUCUGAUGCCAAUGUUUGGAAAGAUUGUAUUGAUAGUUAUCCUCCACCUUCACUGAAUAAUCCAUUUAAGGAGAAGUAUGAAUGGAUUCAUGAUGAUUAUCUUGGCUUUGUGAGGUUCGAUUUUAGCAGAAUGAAGGUUGAUUAG
Messenger RNA from Vicia faba (fava bean), 1305 nucleotides. NCBI's taxonomy places the organism in Eukaryota, Viridiplantae, Streptophyta, Magnoliopsida, Fabales, Fabaceae. The record is from the annotation of a GenBank genome assembly.